UCCACAAUCCGCAUCCCCAUUUCCCAAAUGCCAUUCAAGCUCCGUCACUGUAUCCAUUUCCGGAAGCACAGUUCUUCACAUUUCAGGCGAUCGCUUCUUUCAACAUCUAUCGGAUUCAGUCAUGGAGGCCUUAUUCGGUUCGAUUGACAUACGUGAGCUCCUCUCGACUCAGGACCUCUCCGAUCCGACGGCGCCUCUCUCCACCCCCGAUCUCCGCCUUCUUGUCAACCGCCUCGAGUCCAACUCUCUCCAGAUCAAAACUAAGAUACGCGAUUACUUACUUUCUCACCAUCAAGAGUUCUCGGACCUCUUCUCCCUCUGCAAUGACGCAGUUUGCCAGUAUCACCAAAUCUCCAAGGACGUGUCGAAUGUGCUGGAGUUGACGACUGACCGCCCGAUAGAGGUCAAGAUGCGUGAGAUUAUCGAUGACAUGAAGGAGAAGACGAAGGGCGCGAGGGAGAAGAGUGAAUUGUUGGAGUUAGUGAAGGUAAUUGUGGAAAUGGAUGACAGGUUGAAGAGUGUUAGAGAAGCAACAAGGAAAGGAAUGCUCAAAUUUGCAGCGGAGGAAGUAAGAGAGCUCAAGACUGCUCUACACAUUCACAAUGACGACGACUGUAAAGAUGGCGAGCCCUUGGUUUACGGGAUACUGAGAAGGGAGUGGUACCAGUGCUUUGAGGAGAUUCAAGACUUGCUUGUGAAAAUCCUGGAACAUGCAGUAAAGUUUGAUCAGCAAUCUAUUCGAGUGAAAUACUGGUCAAAUAUAGGCGAAAUUGAUGGGAUUGAGCUACGCACAGUUUUGCAAGCAAUGGAUGUUGUUGGUAUUUUGGAUUAUGGCCUAGCCAAAGUGGCUGAUUUGAUUAUCAAGUUUGUUUUCUCUCCGGCCUUAACUUGCGGCUCACCAAUAUCUUAUGUGGAAGAAAUAAAUCAAGAUGCUGAAGAAAAGUGUACAGCAGUCCUGAAGAUAGUGCCAUCCCUUGAAAAGAUUGAGAACGUUGAUUGUGAAACCAUAUACUCAGGGGUAACUCAGAUUGUUAAGUUCAUCUCCCGACACAUAUGUUAUCAAAAUAGUUCUUGGAUACAACGUUUUGGGAGAUUAACGUGGCCUCGGAUGUCAGAAUUGAUUAUAUCUGGUUUUCUUUCUAAGGUAGUUCCAAAAGAUGCUUCAAAGCUUGCUGGAUUUCAGAAGAUUGUUGAAAGUACAUCCAAGCUUGAGGGUGCAUUAAAGGAAAUGAUGUUUAUUUCUUCAUCUGAUGCAAACGAUGAAAAGCUGAGUAUUUUUGCUGAAAAUGUGGAGGUUCACUUUGCUUCUGGGAAGAGGAAAGAAAUUUUGGCGAAGGCCAGAAAUAUGCUUCUAAAAUGCGAUUUUUCUGUGCCUGAAGAGUUCACAAUCAAAGGCGGUAAGAAAAAGGGCAAUGAAGAAACUAAAAGUUCUUCAAAUCAGACUGUCGAUUUACUUUUCCUAUCUGAGAGAUGCGUGGUGUCUGAAGCUGCCGCAAAACUGAUGGAGCUAGGUCAUCAAACACUACAGGAUGUUUGUUUGUCAUCCACCAGAGUCGCUGUGGAAUUUUAUCAUGCUGUUAGGGAUGCCAUUCUCCUCUAUGAAGUUGUUGUCCCAAUCAAGCUAGAAAGACAGCUUGAUGCAGUCAAUCAUGUUGCAGUUCUCAUGCACAAUGACUGCCUUUAUUUAUCUCAGGAGAUACUUGGACUUGCAUUUGAGUAUCGAUCAGACUUCCCAGAUUUCCUAAAAGAACAUGCUGUCUUUGUUGACAUGGCUCCAAGGUUUCAUGAGAUGGCAGAAGAAACAAUGCAUAAACAGCUUCAGCUUAUAACUUGUCACUUGAACGAGGCUAUAGAUGGAGCAGAUGGAUUUCAUAAUACACAUAGAAGGCAACAAUUUGAAUCUGCCAAGUUCAGCAUAGAUCAGGUUGUGUUCAUUCUUGAAAAAGUACAUAUUAUCUGGGAGCCACUCUUGUUACCUUCCAAGUACAGAAAAUGCAUGUCUGCAGUGUUAGAGUUGGUUUUAUCAAGAAUCACAAAAGACAUACUUCUUUUGGAUGACAUAGCUGUAGAAGAAACAUUAGAGCUUCAAAGACUCAUUCAUUUGAUGCUAGACAGCACGUCAUCUUUAUUAGAGACCCUGACUACCAAACAUCAAGAGAAAAUGGAGGAGCCUUCCUUGUACAGUCUUGAUGUUCUUAUACCAUCCCUCAGGAAACUCCGUAAACUCGCAGAAUUAUUAGAUAUGCCUCUAGUAUCCAUUACAACGGAAUGGGAAACUGGAGAACUACUCAUCUCUGGGUUUACCGCAUCCGAGAUUGAGGAUGUCAUCAAGGCCAUAUUUGCCGAUUCCCCCUUGAGGAAAGAAUGUUUAUGGAGGAUAGAGAAGACAUGCUCUUAACUAUUUAACGAAUUCUCCGGCGGUGGUUGGUGCUGAUCAGUCGUUAGUGGCGAUGGAAGACAAGUUUUGUCACAGUUUCACUUCCGUACAAAUUGAUCCAUUUCCUUCCCCUUUAUUAAUUUUUUUUUUUUUAAAAAAAAAAAAGCAUUUGGAGAUAUAGUUGCAUUUAUUUUACUUUUUGUGGGGGAAGGGGGGAGGAAUACGUUUUAUUUUUCCCUUUUUUUUUCUUUGAGAACAUUAACAUAAAUCUUUGAUUAUUUUACUUCAUGUUUGUUAGAUAGCAUAGCACCGAGAUGAUAAGAACCAUACUUAGCGCCA
This is a messenger RNA of Cucurbita maxima (winter squash), 2716 nucleotides long. Its product is annotated as centromere/kinetochore protein zw10 homolog. Bases 122 to 2398 code for a protein of 758 amino acids. Lineage: Eukaryota; Viridiplantae; Streptophyta; Magnoliopsida; Cucurbitales; Cucurbitaceae. Gene Ontology annotation, biological process: mitotic cell cycle; mitotic spindle assembly checkpoint signaling; endoplasmic reticulum to Golgi vesicle-mediated transport. Gene Ontology annotation, cellular component: chromosome, centromeric region; nucleus; RZZ complex. The transcript has 14 exons. The record is from RefSeq and is a predicted model, not a curated record.